AUGACUCUUUCCCUCCUUCCCUUCAAGUAUCUCGUUUAUGACAAGGUUGCCCUCAUUGGCUGGCAUUGCUUCCCAAAUGCUCAACAAGUUGCUUGCUCCUUCCACCCCACCAAGAGCCAUAACUACCUAGGUACUUUAUACACCAGACAGUGCGACAGACUGUCGGGCAUCACUCCUCACCUGGCACGCACCAAAACUCUAUGGUGCUCUCUUUUGUAUUCGCCAAUCCAGUCACUCAUUAUUUCCCCUGCUCAUGGACUCUACGAAUGCAAUACAUGUGGUGUCCAGGAGAAAGAGAAACUCGUUCUGGUCUUCCUGUUACCUUGCCCCAUGACAAUAGUUGCUGACUCAUGCCAUUGGGUUUCCAUUAUAUUUCGUGUAAGUACCACCGGCCCCGAGGGACUCAAGCGCUGGUGCCAAGAAAAUGGUGUAAUACUUCCUCGGUACAGAUUACGGUUUACGAAGCUGAAAGCUUCUGUCGACGGCUACGCAGUAGCAGGGCGACCAACCCUUGGCCCAAGCAGAGAGCCGGAAGCGGAUCCAACCAGCAAGAUCGACACCAUUGAUGCCCCCUCGUCAACACGACCGUACCGCGGCGGUCAUGUUCCAAUAAAGGGAGGCAAACUAACCGUGUUGGCAACCAAGGAGGCAGAUACGAAGGCUGACGGGAUGUCUUGUCAUCAAAGAAAUGUGCCAUCCCGGAAUUCUCUAAACCCUGUUGGCUUAUCCGACAAUACACCAUGCAACUUCCACCAGCCUGAAUUCACAUAA
Pochonia chlamydosporia 170 is the source of this 771-nucleotide messenger RNA. RefSeq lists its product as hypothetical. Lineage: Eukaryota; Fungi; Ascomycota; Sordariomycetes; Hypocreales; Clavicipitaceae. The record is from RefSeq and is a predicted model, not a curated record. Bases 1 to 771 code for a protein of 256 amino acids. The transcript has 2 exons.